GAGGCUAACUAUACCUAGUCGUAUGGUCCAAUUGAGACAUAUGAUAGUCCGCGCCCAGUUAACGUCCUGCUGCACAGAAGGCCCCGCAAAGAAAAAGCAAGACAUUUGAGAUCGAAAGGCGCCAGCUUUGGUCAUCUCCUCUCAAAGCCCUCUCUCUACCGGUACUUGUUAGCCAACCGUACCCGUUCUACACAAUGUCCAACCCAUGUCAAUAUGAUGGGUUUUCCUUUUUGCCCACGGAGCUAUUCGAAGCACUCCUGUCAUACUUAGACGUCGACUCGAUAAAGACUCUACGUCUCACAAGUGGAAAGAUUGCCAAAAGAUGCCUCGGUCCACGAUUCUUAGCAUGCAUCCAACAACCUGUGCUCGAUGUGUCGUCGGAGAAUCUUCGGUCUCUUAUUGCCUUGGGUCGCAAUCCCGAUAUCAGGAAGAAAGUGAACUCUCUUACUUUUUUAGCUACAAUAAUGGACAUUUCUGGGUUAGAGAAGAAUAUCAAGGAUGGAUACUAUAUCGUCGAAAAGUUCAAUGGGCCCGGUUUCAGAAGGGUCGAAGUUGACUAUUCCCCCGAGGAACUUUCCAACGCGAAAGAUGAUCUAAUAUGGUUAAAAAAGCAGAAAGAAGCAAGAAAAAACGAAUCGCCAAGCGAGCUGGUUGAACUUCUUGGCCAUGCGCUCAAAAAGCUUGGUGAAUUGAAUGCUAUUCACUUGGAUGGUGCAGUUAUUCGGGGACGCAAGGAGAGAAGAUCUCUCAAGCAUGGAGAAUGGGUUUCACUGUGGACGCGAGCCGCGCAAGUUUUCUCAUGGGUUAUAACAGCGCUGCCACGGAGCCAGGUGUCGGUGAAGAGGCUUGAUUUAUAUCAGAGUAAUCGCCAAUGCGGUUUGGAAGCUGCUACUAUCAACAGCCUAAACUUGACACAUGACUUAGCGGAAUUGAAAGUGCCUCUUAAGGGGUUGCAAUCGCUCGAGAUGAGCAUAUCUGGGGACGUGCAGGAUGCCCUGGACUAUCGCAAAAGACGGGAAGAGGAAGACGAGGAAGAGGAUACAUCUCGCGAAGAGAAUGAUCAAGCAAGCCCCAGAAAAAAGGCUCGCAAGUCCAAGGAGGAGGACUAUCAUGGGAUACCGAGCCUUCCGUCAUUCUUCCUCAAGUCUGCCCCCUCUCUUCGAAAGCUCGAAUUCUCGUUUCGUCAUACUGGGCCACCAGGUUCAAAGUUGUUUGAGCAUAAAUAUGACUGGAUCAUGGACAGUAUUGCCCACGAAGCCCAGUUCUCAAUGUUGGAAGAGUGUGCCUUUGCCGGACUUCCAGCGAGGAGCGACUCAAUCCUGCUCUUUUUGCAGAAAAGCCUCAGUAUAAGAUCCUUAACAAUCCACGAAUGCCACCUGAGCUCUGGGUCAUGGACGCCAAUCUUCGCUCAUCUGGAGGAGUCGAUGCCGGAACUCCAGAGCCUAGACCUCUCGAACUUGUGGGGCAAACACAUGCAAAACAUGAAGUACGUACAAGCGCAUGUAAGCGAUAGUAAUGAUAAUAUAAGGGAAGAGGCAGAGGAUGACUGGCAGGAAGGCGAUGGUAUGGUUAUUCUGCGACCAAUAUGGGAUACAAAUCCCAUACCGCGUCGGACAAGAUACAUGUCAACCAAGGGAAUCGUUGUACACACCAGAAGCUUCACCCGCGAGGAAAUAAAUAAGGGGCUCGUUUUUCGACCCCUGAGGAAUGGGCCAGGUCGACCUAAAGGCUCACCUGAGCACUGGUCGUGGCGAAGAAAGCGGGUCGUACUAUAUGGGCCUCUUGAAUAGGUCUAUUUGGUGGACUGUGCUUGAGAAAUUAGUUCCGACAAUUCUAUUUACCUUUAGAAGAUUGAAUUCGUUUCACUUUUCAUAUAUAUGCUUUCCCGUACAAAUGAUAUAGAAC
This is a messenger RNA of Aspergillus welwitschiae, 1905 nucleotides long. RefSeq lists its product as uncharacterized. NCBI's taxonomy places the organism in Eukaryota, Fungi, Ascomycota, Eurotiomycetes, Eurotiales, Aspergillaceae. Bases 195 to 1790 code for a protein of 531 amino acids. Gene Ontology annotation, molecular function: protein binding. The record is from RefSeq and is a predicted model, not a curated record. The transcript has a single exon.